CUCGACGCUCGUGUAUCUACGAUGUGAAUCGGCGUGGAUGGGUGUUGGGUGUGUGUGUGUGGACGGAUGGAUGGAUGGAUGGAUGAUGCUAUGAUAUGUGUGGAUGGAUGAUGGGUGUUGGCUUGGUGACUUGGUGACUUGAUGACUAUGACUUGAUGACUUGAUGACUUGGUGACUUGGUGACUUGAUGGCUGUUGGCUUGAUGGCUUGGUGACUUGACUUGGUGACUCGAUGAUACGACGUUGCUGUGGACGGGUGGACUGUAUGCGUGUAUGCGUGUAUGUGGGUAUAUAGUACGCAUACUACGCAUAUCCACAUAAUACGCAUGUACGCAUCUAUGUACAUAAUAUGCAUCUGUGUAUGCAAGAACCCAUACCUCGCAUACCUCGCAAACCUUUCAGUCCAAGUCGUCUCCACACACACAUUCUUUCUCCCUACUACAUCUCUACCUCCCAACUUUUUUCCUUCUUCCCACUCCAGGCAGGGGGUUUUACUACACGUUUCCUUGCUCUCUAUCUAUCUUAUUUCUCCCCUGAAUUUUUUUUUCAUUUCUCGCAUUUCUCUAAAUCCUGUUUCUUCAUCUCGUAUUUCCCCCUGAUUUUUCUCUUUAUUUCCCUUCUUCUUUAUUUCCCUUUUUCCUUUUUUUUCUUUUUUUUUGGUUUUGUUUUUUGCUUUUCGUUUUCUUUUUUUUUGCAAAGCACUUGGAUGCAUGCGGAGCAUACGUACAUACAUGUAUGCAUGACAUGCAUAUACCCAUAUUAUAUACCCCACAUAUGUAGCACGUCUACAUGCAUGCAUGCAUACGACAUCCUAGAAAGCUGUUUUUGUUGAGUUUUUUUUUGGCUGUGAUGUAACGUCGAUGGUAGGUAGGUAGGUAGGUAGGUAGAUUAU
Messenger RNA from Pseudovirgaria hyperparasitica, 891 nucleotides. RefSeq lists its product as uncharacterized. NCBI's taxonomy places the organism in Eukaryota, Fungi, Ascomycota, Dothideomycetes, Acrospermales, Acrospermaceae. The record is from RefSeq and is a predicted model, not a curated record. The transcript has a single exon. Bases 349 to 831 code for a protein of 160 amino acids.